This is a messenger RNA of Caenorhabditis angaria, 1244 nucleotides long. The record is from the annotation of a GenBank genome assembly. NCBI's taxonomy places the organism in Eukaryota, Metazoa, Nematoda, Chromadorea, Rhabditida, Rhabditidae.
AUGCAGCUAUAUGAUUGGUUUGUCCUAAUACUAUUGUUCUUUAUAAUUCAAAAAACCAAUACUUCAUCAAAAUUUUGCGAUGCAAUCGAUAAAUCACCUAACAAUUUGACAAAUCAAAAUGUACUUUUUGUGCAACUUCAAGAUGAAUCACUAUUAAAAAUCGAAAGUGUUUUGAGAAAUUUUUUCGAGUGUUAUGCAAUUGGAAUGAAUAUUCAGAAUAUCACAAUUGAGCAGAAUCCAAAUACAACAACAUGUGAAAUCGUGGAACCUUUGGGUGAAAAAAUACGUGAGUUUUGGGAUACAUACAGUAACCCUCAAAUAUAGAGGGAUUAGGAGAAGCAGCUGUUUGGAUACCGUAUCCUUUUUUGCAGAAUCUAGCAAUUUGGAAUGGAAAAUUAUAUUAUCCCCAUUUUUAUUGAUUUUGGAUUGCUCACUCGAAAAUAUGAUUGAGCAGAUUGAAAAGGUUCUUCCAAACUCAAAAAUUGGAACUAGUUUCGAAUUUCUUGGAAUUUGUGAAUCAACAGAGGCAUGCGAUUUCAUGAGCAAUUAUACGAAAUAUUACAAAAACAGAGUUAUCAAGAAAAAUAAACUUGCUUAUGAAAACUUGGAACUUUUUAUUGAUGAGAAAAAUGUAUCUAGUAAAUAUAUCCAACAGAAAUAUCACUAUUUCAAUCAUUUUCCAAGAGUUGUGUGAGUUUUUUUGACAAUAUUUUUUGACCUUCUCACAUAACAUUUUUUAGACACCUCAGUCGAUUUUGGGUGACAAUUUUCACACUUUUCGCCUUGUUCUUUUUCACACUUUUGGGAUUUUUCAUUUGUAUUUAUUCGCUUUUGUCGUAUGCUUUGAUUGAAGAAGGUGAGCUGAGUUAUGGGAAAUCAGAAAGGCGGCUUAUUUUGUUUUGUUUUAAAAUUAGUUGAAACCACCUGACUUUUAGGAAGUCUAAGUGGAAGUUAGAAAAAAAACUAUUGAAUUUUUGUUCAGAUUUUCAAACACGAAACGAUGAACGCGAGAAUCUUGCUCGAAUAAUCAAUCAACAACCACAACCCGAGCCAUUUAUUUUCCCUGAAAUUACUGAUGUUACAUCACAAUCAGAAGUUAUUCGAACUGACCAAACUCAAAGCACAACACGUAGUCCAUUGAAUGUUGAAACUACACAAAUAUCUGAACUAGUGAGUUAAAAAUGAAGCGAUGAGAACAUUUUAGUUUUCAGAUUUCAGGAACCACUAUUGUCGAGGAGCAGUGA